AUGGUCUGCUUCAGCUCUCCCCUGUCGGUGCUCGCUGCGGUCCUGGCCCUGUCUGGCUCGGCACUGGCCCAGCUCGAGGGUACUGGCCUCGACCGGACGAACGUCACCUUCCCCGGCUCAAAGACCCGUUAUGUGGUUGAGUUCUCCGAGGCCGGUUCGGCCAAGUUCAGGAAGCGCGAUGGGACACCUAAUACCGAGGAAUUCUACGAGGCCGUCAAGCUCACUAACGUCACGGCCGUGCCUGCGCUGAACUUCACCUCGGAGCUUUUCCACGGCGCAUCGUUCGACGUGCUAAACGAGACCGCGCAGUCCAUCGAGGAGAUUGAGACCCUCGACGUAGUCAAGAAGGUAUGGCCCGUUGGAAUCGUCUACGCGCCCAAGCCUGAAGACACCGGCAAAGGCCCCGACGUGUACAAGUGGGACCCCCACGUCCUCACCCGAGUCAACGACGCCCAGAAGCUUGGCUACGACGGCAGCGAUGUCAUCAUCGCCGUUAUCGACAGUGGCAUCGACUACACCCAUCCCGACCUCGGCGGCCAGUUCGGCGCGGGCUUCAAGGUCGAGUCCGGCUGGGACUUUGUCGGGGACGCCUACAGCGUCGACGAGCCCAACGUGCUGUACCCCGACAACGACCCCAAGGACUGCCUCGGCCACGGCACCCACGUGGCCGGCAUCAUCGCCAGCGGCAACAAGGACCUGCCCGGCGUCGCGCCCAAUGCACGCCUCCGCGCCUACAAGGUCUUUGGCUGCGGCGACGGCGUCACGCUCGACGUCAUCGGUCAGGCCUUCCUCAAGGCGUUCGAGGACGGCGCCGACAUCAUCACCGCCUCGCUCGGCUCCGACAACGGCUUCACCGAAGACAUGGUCGCCUCCAUCAUCACAAAAAUCACCGAGCAGGGCACCUUCGUUUCGGCCGCCGCUGGCAACUCUGGCAUCCGAGGACCGUUCCUGACGAGCAACCUCGCCAACGCCUAUGGAAGUCUCACUGUCGGUAGCGUUCAACAUACCCAGAAGCCCGUUUACAAGGUCGUGGCCAAGUCUAGCAGCGGCGAGUCGCGCGAUAUCUACUAUGUCAGUGAUAACCAAGUUCAAUGGGACAGGAGUGGAACAUACAAGGCCUACCUCCCUCCCGUGGGCCGUGAUUGGGAUGUUUGUUGGGAAUGGGACGUCCCCGCGCCGGCCGGUGGUAUCCCCGAAAACGAUAUCCUAGUCCUCCCUCGAGGAAAUUCUUUUGUUUGUCCCGACAUGUGGCAGCUCAUGGACUCGGUCUUGAUCGGACAAGUCAAGUGGGUGUUCUACUACAACUACCCCAACAUUAGCUACGAGCACCCGGAGCGUGCCGUAUACCGUGAUGACCAGCCCAUUGGAUUCGCCGCGAUCAACUACGAAGACGGCAUCUGGCUCGAGGAGCAGGACGAGGCUGGCCACAGCAUCGAGUUUGAGUUCGAGUACAACCCCGCCGCCGCUUUUGCGAUCGAUGACGGGGCAGCUGCCAUCAACGAGUUCAGCUCUUGGGGCUCGACGCUCAACGGUCGUUUGAAGCCCGAGAUUUCCGCUCCUGGCGGUCGUAUUUUGUCGACUUACCUGACCAACAGUGGCAGCUGGGCCGUCUUCUCCGGCACCAGCAUGGCCACCCCUUACAUCGCCGGCGUUGCCGCACUUUUCUACCAGUCGGUUGGUGGGCGGUCACGUCUUUGCAGCAACCCGGCCGAGGUCGCCCACCGCCGCAUCGUGGCAAGCGGGUCGUCCGUCAACCACUGGAACGGGACGGCAGUCCCAGCCGCUCUCGCUCAGCAGGGUGCCGGUCUGGUCGACGCCCUCAAGGUCGUCACGUUCGACACCUCCAUCUCCCCCGCCAACAUCAACCUCAACGACACCAUGUUCUUCGCGGGGAAGCACACGAUCACGGUCAAGAAUAGGGGCAACACGUCGGUGACGUACAGCAUCGGGCACGAGGCCGCCAGCACCGUACGCUCCCGGGAGUACGGGGAUGCGUGGAUCUCCUAUGACCCCAUCCUCAAGACCGACGAAGGCUUGGCGGGUGUCAAGUUCUCCGCCACGGAGCUCAAGGUCCCGGCCGGGGGACGCGCGUCGUUCGACGUCGAGUUCACCGAGCCCGACGACGUCGAGCCGGGCGUGCUUGCCAUGUACGGCGGCAGCAUCCACAUUGUUGGAUCGAACGGCGAGGCCGUGAAGACGACCUACUUCGGUAUCAAGGGCUCGCUGUACGAUGCCGAAAUCUGGGAGACUCACCGCGGUGUCCCCGUCUUCUUCGGGCAGGCCGGCUACGGUGACGUAUUCGAGGACGGCAGAGAGUUUGUGUCGCCGGCCAUGCCCGACCUAUACUUCAACGCCCUGUGGUCGACCAGAGAGAUGAGCUUCGAUUCCUCGGACUGGGUGUACCCACCCGUCGCCGGCAAGAACAAGCACGUCGGCUUCACCAUAUACUUUGAGCCGUGGUUGCAGUCGUGGAUCCCCUUCCCCGUGACAUACCUGACGCGCGCCAUCGGGACGUUCUGGCUCUCCAUCAGCAACGAGCUCGUGGGCGGGGCGACGCUGGCCGCCGGCGAGUACCGGAUCCUCAGCCGCGCGCUGAAGACGUACGGAAAGCACGAGGAGGCGGAGGACUGGCAGUUUAGGCUGUCACCCAUCUUCAAGGUCGUCGAGCCUUCUGCUUAG
Molecule: messenger RNA, 2679 nt
Organism: Colletotrichum destructivum
Lineage: Eukaryota; Fungi; Ascomycota; Sordariomycetes; Glomerellales; Glomerellaceae
Product: Putative peptidase S8/S53 domain, Fn3-like domain, peptidase S8, subtilisin, His-active
Exons: 11
Coding region: 1-2679 (892 amino acids)
Biological process (GO): proteolysis
Cellular component (GO): cell wall; membrane
Molecular function (GO): serine-type endopeptidase activity
Source: RefSeq, a predicted model, not a curated record